This is a messenger RNA of Cyclopterus lumpus (lumpfish), 932 nucleotides long. RefSeq names its product RNA polymerase I subunit H (gene polr1h). The transcript is spliced from 5 exons. Bases 160 to 516 code for a protein of 118 amino acids. Gene Ontology annotation, molecular function: DNA-directed RNA polymerase activity; zinc ion binding; nucleic acid binding. The record is from RefSeq and is a predicted model, not a curated record. Gene Ontology annotation, cellular component: RNA polymerase I complex. Gene Ontology annotation, biological process: termination of RNA polymerase I transcription; DNA-templated transcription. Lineage: Eukaryota; Metazoa; Chordata; Actinopteri; Perciformes; Cyclopteridae.
UGCUCACAGAGCUGAGCUGUCGCGUCCUGUCGACAGCCCGAUGUCGUCUCUGUAUGCGACGGAAGAAGUUGAUGGACCCGCAUAGUGAGACCACCAAACUCACCGCAGCAGCAGAGACGCCUGUUCUUUUCGCGGAAAACUGCGUGUUAUUUGAAGCCGAUGUCGUGUUUUAGUGGUGAUCCCAACUUCUGCUCCGAAUGUGGGAAUGUUCUCCCUCUUCCUGGAGUGCAGGACACAGUCCGCUGCCCCCGCUGCUCCUUCUGCAUCCCUGUAGCAGAGUUUUCAGGCCAGGAGAUCCGCUCUACUGUGAUAUUCAACCCAGAGGAGCAGUUGUCGGUGGCUCUGGAGGACGAGGAGGCCUCCGACCUGAAGGGACCUGUGAUUGACAGGCGCUGCUCUCGUUGCAAUAAAGAGGGGAUGGUUUACCACACCAGGCAGAUGAGAUCUGCAGACGAAGGACAGACUGUCUUCUUCACCUGUAUACACUGCAGGUAUCAAGAGAAGGAAGACUCCUGAGAGGAAGUCCAGCUCAGAGGAAGUCCAGCUCACCCUCUCCAUGUCUUCCAGUGUUGGUGUCAGAUGGUUGGAUGCUUUCCCAACACAUGGAUUGUAAAUCUAACAAUGGGCCCUUCACCUUUGCUUUGCAUAAUGACGCUGUGCCCUGCAGAGCUGACUGGAAUGUAGGUGGGGAGAGCUGAGUGAGCUGAAAGAGAAUGUGUAGCGUGUGUUCUGGGCACUCGAGGCCCUCCCUGUGGCUCACUGCUCAACCAUGCCACCGACUUUCAGAGAAGAAGGCUGAUGUGCAGCUUGGCAAAUCUAUACACAUUAUCAACCUUUCAAGGUCCUUAUAUUACCAUUUCUACUGAAUAUUGCCUGUAACUUGUCAUCCUAAAACUAACGUUUUUCCUGAAUAAAGUGUGUGGCAUGUUUUU